UUCGCAAAAUGGCAUUCAAACGAACAACAUGUUUACAUGAACAUGCUCCACGUUAUAGGAAAUAUAUGUUUUGUUCAUUUGUGCAUUUUUUUGGUAAGCUAUGUUGCAUUUGGCUCCAUCUCUCUCUGCUCGAGCGACUGAUGUGUGCAGACCUUUUGUAAUAGAGCAAAACACAAUUGUUAUACUAUUUGCAGAAUAAAGGCAUUUGGACGUCCAUAACAGUAAAAGUGUGCAUACAUCAUUGAGUGUGAGUCCAAUGUCAGAAAUAGAUAGCCAGCCAAUGUAACGAGACACGUUUCUUGUUUCAAAUCAUCCACCUUUUAGGUCAGAGUUGAGGGUGAGGCGUGCCUGGUUACCAAGGUGACGGCCCCGCUAACAUGGCUAGCUAGUAGUAGAGAUUAGAAAUGUCUUCAUUAGGCUAGGCUAGAGACCAGCAAGGCGUAUUUUCCCCCAAGCCUUUCAAUCUUGGAGUUAGCUAGCUAAAAUGCAUGCCACAACACCACAGAUAGAACAAUGAGAUUAGUUAUACAAAUCUUUGACAACAAUGUGUCAUGAAAAUAUCGCUAUGUGUUAUUUAUAUAUUAGACUAUGGAUAAUUUACUUCUAUGCAGUGUACACUCUGAAGAAUGGAUAAUUACAAGAUAAUCAAGAAAAUUGGAGAAGGGACAUUUUCAGACGUGGUGAAGGCUCAAAGCCUGAAAGAUGGGAAAUAUUAUGCUUGUAAAACGAUAAAGCAGUCACUCAGCAGCCUGGAACAGGCCAACAACCUGCGAGAAGUCCAGGCCAUGAAGAAACUGAACCCUCACCCCAACAUCAUUCAGCUGCAUGAAAUUAUAUUUGACAAAGAAUCAGGGACCCUGUCCUUGGUAUGUGAGCUGAUGGAGAUGAACAUCUAUGAGUACAUACGAGGGAGGCAACAACCUGUGCCAGAAAGUAAAAUCAGACACUACAUGUAUCAACUUUGCAAGUCACUCGAUCACAUGCAUAGCAAUGGGAUCUUCCACCGUGAUGUUAAGCCAGAGAACAUUCUAAUCAAACAUGAUGUGCUCAAACUAGGAGACUUUGGCUCAUGCAGGAGUUUGCACUCCAAGCCCCCCUACACAGAGUACAUCUCCACCCGCUGGUACAGAGCCCCAGAGUGCCUCCUUACAGACGGCUAUUACUCACACAAGAUGGACAUGUGGAGUGUAGGAUGUGUUUUCUACGAGAUCAUCAGUCUCAGCCCUCUGUUUCCGGGUACCAACGAGUUGGAUCAGGUGACCAAGAUCCAUGAUGUUUUGGGUACACCUGACAGCAGUCUUCUUCAAAAAUUCAAGCAGUCUAGGGCGAUGUGUUUUGACUUCCCUCCACGGAAGGGCAGUGGGAUCUCUCGGCUCAUCCCAAACUGUUCUGCGCCCAGUCUGUCAUUGCUCUACCAGAUGCUGGCCUACGACCCAGAGGAGCGCAUUGGCUCACGAGCGGCGCUACAACACGCCUAUUUUAGAGAGCUACGGCUGGCAGAGAGGAGAGCUGAUAGUCUGCACAGGGCCAUUGGGACUGUAGAGGGAGGACAGAGCAGUGGGACCCCCAACUCUGUGGAUCACGUGUGGCGCAUGGCCAGACAGGGCAGGAGGCAGCACAACAUAAAGCAUGUUGCCGAGUCUCGGAUCAGACGCAACGCCCAACAUUAUCCAGUGGAAUUACCAAAGCUCAAUGUGGUAGUGCCUGCACCCCAGAUCACCUACCUUGGUACCACAGUACCAGCUCUUACCAUCACUCACCGUGGGUCCCCCCUUCCAGUCAUCACGCCAAAAAAGUGCCACUUGCGGUUGGCUAAGCACAACAUAAAGCAUGUUGCCGAGUCUCGGAUCAGACGCAACGCCCAACAUUAUCCAGUGGAAUUACCAAAGCUCAAUGUGGUAGUGCCUGCACCCCAGAUCACCUACCCUGGUACCACAGUGCCAGCUCUUACCAUCACUCACCGUGGGUCCCCCCUUCCAGUCAUCACGCCAAAAAAGUGCCACUUGCGGUUGGCUAAGCCAAGGGAUGAGUCCUACUGCUCUGCUUUCAAGACCUACUACAUGCCUCCUUUGGACAGGAAACGUGGUGGCUGCUGAGAGCCCCAAUUCUUAAGAACUGUUGCUGUUUAACAGAACAUACCUGUAGCUACUGUACAUACUCUAAUCUGCUUUGUUUGAAAUGUUAAGACAAUAUUGUUUGAACAAAGCUAUUCAGCUUCUGUAAAGCCUGCCACUUUCUGGUGAGAAGUGCAACCAGGGUGUUUGACAAAGGAAUAUCACAUAGCAAUAAUUACCAGGGUUAAUUUGUACACGUCAUAAUUCCUGCAGAUGAAAUAUAACAUGAUCCCCAAAGUAUAUUUGACUCUGUCAUCAGUGUUAGCUUAAUGAGAUAUUGCCUAUUAACCAUUAUUUACCCAGCCAUUUCCUAACAAAAUUAGGUGUCAUGUUAACAGCUGUUGAUAAGUUGACUCAAAAUGUAGCUAAUGACUACUCGCAUGCAACGCAGAAAUUCAAGGAUGAGCUCUGAUAUAUUUUAUCAAGUGAUGAAAGAGCCAGCAUUAGUUCAUUGAUUCAGCACAGUGUAGUGUAUGCUAGUGCUUGAUAAAAUUAGAUUUUGGGAAAUUCACUUUUUUGCUCACAGAGCAUAUCUUUAUAAUAAAAUCAAGUUGCAGAUUUCCUAGGCCACUGUGACUUCCAAAGCAAGUGUCAUGUGCAUGACAAUAAUUACAAAAGAAACUCUUUAAACUCUCAGAAUGUGCUUUAGUAUCACCCCUUUUACAAAAGAUCUGUAGCAUAUACUACUGCAUUGCCAAAGGAGUAUAAAAUGUAACUGUAUUUUGUAACAAGUUCUGUGAAUGUUUUUCUCUUUUUUAAUUAUGUCAUAUUACAUAAGAUUUUCCAAAGCUGUGACAGAUUUUUGAGAGAGGUACACUACACAACCAACAUUUUGUGGACACCUGCUCGUCGAAAUUCUCAUUCCAAAAUCAAGGGCAUUAAUAUGGAGUUGGUCCCCCCUUUGCUGCUAUAAACAUCCUCCACUCUUCUGGGAAGGCUUUCCACUAGAUGUUGGAACAUUGCUGCAGUGACUUGCUUCCACAGCCACAAGAUGUUGGGCAAUUCAUCGCAAAUGUGUUCUAUGGAGAUGAGGUCAGGGGUCUGUGCAGGCCCGUUUAAGUUCUUCGCCACCGAUCUCGACAAACCAUCUGUAUGGACAUAGUCGGCGUUCCAAUGGCGGCAAGCUCUACAUCACUCCAGCCAACGCAUGGUGAUCUUAGGCUUGGGUGCGGCUGCUGGACCAUGGAAACCCAUUUCAUGAAGCUCCCGACGAACAGUUCUUGUGCUGACGUUUCUUCCAUAGGCAGUUUGGACCUCUGUAGUCGGGGUUGCAACCGAGGACACAGAACGGUGGUUCCAUUCGGUGAGCUUGUGUGGCUGAGCCAUUGUUGAUCCUAGAUGUUUCCACUUCACAAUAACAGCACUUACAGUUGACCGGGGCAGGUCUUGCAGCGCAGAUCUUUGACGAACUGACUUGCUGGAAAGGUGGCAUCCUAUGACGGUACGACGUUGAAAGUCACUGAAAUCUUCAGUAAGGCCAAUCUACUGCCAAUAUUUGUCUAUGGAGAUUGCAUGACUGUGCUCGAUUUUAUAAACCUGUCAGCAACAGGUGUGGCUGAAAUAGCUGAAAUCCACAAGUUAGAAGGGGUGUCCACAUACUUUUAUAUAUAAAGUGUAUAUACAUUGCCUUCAGAAAGUAUUCACACCCCUUUACUUUUACCACAUUUUGUUGCGUUACAGCCCGAAUACAAAAAAAAUAAAAUGUAGAUUUGUCACUGGUCUACACACAGUACUCCAUAAUGUCAAAGUGGAAUAAUGUUUUUUGAAAUUUUAACAAAUUAAUAAAAAAAUUAGCUGAAA
Salvelinus fontinalis (brook trout) is the source of this 3914-nucleotide messenger RNA. Its product is annotated as MAPK/MAK/MRK overlapping kinase-like. Gene Ontology annotation, cellular component: cytoplasm; nucleus. The transcript has 13 exons. The record is from RefSeq and is a predicted model, not a curated record. Gene Ontology annotation, biological process: protein phosphorylation; intracellular signal transduction. Lineage: Eukaryota; Metazoa; Chordata; Actinopteri; Salmoniformes; Salmonidae. The coding region runs from base 627 to 2096 and encodes 489 amino acids. Gene Ontology annotation, molecular function: ATP binding; protein serine/threonine kinase activity.